Messenger RNA from Larimichthys crocea (large yellow croaker), 2575 nucleotides. RefSeq names its product phospholipase B1, membrane-associated-like. Lineage: Eukaryota; Metazoa; Chordata; Actinopteri; Sciaenidae. Gene Ontology annotation, molecular function: phosphatidylcholine lysophospholipase A1 activity; retinyl-palmitate esterase activity; A2-type glycerophospholipase activity. The transcript is spliced from 23 exons. Gene Ontology annotation, biological process: phospholipid metabolic process. The record is from RefSeq and is a predicted model, not a curated record. Bases 528 to 2135 code for a protein of 535 amino acids. Gene Ontology annotation, cellular component: brush border membrane.
CCCCUCUGUGACCGGUUUCUCAACGGGAAUAGGUAAUCAGAACACUGCUGGGGCCUUCCUCAAUCAGGCUGUGGCAGGAGCGAAGAGUGGUGAUAUGGUGCAACAGGUGCGCGUCCUAGUGGACAAAAUGAAAACUGAUUCGCGCAUUGAUUUCCACAACGACUGGAAAGUGAUCACCAUGUUUAUUGGUGGCAAUGACAUAUGUGACUUCUGCACAGACAGUAUCUUUUUCUCACCGAGGAAUGUGGUCGAUCGUAUCCGCCAAGCUCUUGACAUCCUCCAUAGUGAAGUGCCUCGUGCCAUCGUCAAUCUGGUAGAGCUGUUAAACAUUGUACCAUUACGUGAUCUGCACAGUGAUAAAACUCUGCGCUGUCCCACGUGGUUGGUCAGGUCAGUGAUCUCUGGUUGUUUAAAACAAAACUGAUCAAGUCGUCAUUUAACUGUUUUAAUGUUUGUGUUUCAGUUUAAUUUGCCCCUGCAUACUGAAGCCUAAAGAAGGAUCUAGUGAACUCCAGAACGUCAAUGACAUGAAUAAAGCCUAUCAGCAUACUAUUAGAGAGCUGAUUAACUCUGGGCGGUAUGACACCUACGACAACUUCACUGUGGUACUGCAGCCCUUCCUCAGGGAGAUUUACCUUCCCAGGUUAGAGAAUGGCCAGCCUGAUCGCUCGUUCUUUUCACCCGACUGUUUUCACCUCAGCCAGAAAGCUCACACCCUCAUGGCUCAGGGUCUUUGGAACAACAUGUUAGAGCCAGUGGGCAACAAGACGUUUAGACAAGACUUCGCAUCUGGCAUUGAUUUGAAGUGUCCCUCUGAGACCAACCCAUUUUUUAGGACUGCUAUCAACAGCAACUACACCUUUCCUGGCCCUCCACCCACCCCUGCUCCCGUUACAAAUUGGGGCAGUGACUUUUCCUGUGUUAACACAGCUCCAUCCGACUCUGUGCCCACUUCAGCUCACAGGUUACGACCAGCAGACAUUAAAGUGGUGGCUGCUCUGGGAGACUCUUUAACGACCGGCUUUGGUGCAAAGGCAAAGAGUCUUCUGCUGCUAAGAACUGAGUACGUGGGGGUGUCAUGGAGCAUCGGAGGAGACAAAACUCUGGAGACUGUCACAACAUUACCCAAUAUCCUGAAAAAGUUCAAUCCUCAAAUCAAAGGAAUGUCAAAGGGACAAGGGAAAAAGCAAACUGGCUUCAAUGUGGCUGUAUCAGGAGCUAAAAUAUCAGGAAUCCCAGGGCAGGUCCGACGUCUGAUUGAUAUCAUGAAAAAUGACUCUACUGUGGAUUUCCAGAAUGACUGGAAGCUGGUGACCCUCUUCAUUGGAGGCAAUGACCUGUGUCAGUACUGCAAUGACCGCGCCACUUUGUCACCUCAGAACUACAGCCAUCAUAUGAUGACAAGCUUGGAUAUGCUUUACAAAGAGGUUCCCAGGGUGAUUGUCAACGUCAUGGAGAUUCUGGAAAUUGAAGGCCUUCGUAGAAUCAAAAGGGAUAGUCUCGGGUGCAAUGUGUUACAAAAGUAUAUCUGCCCGUGCUUCUUGUUAGCAGGAGAGGAUUCCCCAGAGCUGGCUGAAAUAAAACGGAUCAAUCGGGAGCUACAGGUCGAGACGGAAAGAUUGGUGUACGGAGACCGCUAUGAUGGCAGAGAAGACUUUGCUGUGGUUGUGCAGCCCUUUUUUCAGAACACUGUCGUUCCUUUGAAUGCUGACAGCAGGCCUGACGACACCUACUUCUCUGCUGACUGUUUCCACUUCAGUGAACGGGGACAUUCUGACAUGGCUGCAGCUCUGUGGAAUAAUAUGUUGGAGCCAGUGGGUAAGAAACAGACAUACAACAAUUUCACAUAUGGCCGAAAAAACAUCAAGUGUCCCACAGAGGAGCAUCCUUACAUCUUCACAAAGGAGAACAGCGUCCCCAUUUCAACCACAGCUACAGCACCCACAACACACAGCACAACCCUGCCUCUCACCUCUAAUUGCACGGACAAUGUGCCAGGGUGGCUCGCUGCUGUGCUGGCCAUAACGGGUAUUCUGAUUGGCGGGGGUGUCACCUGGCUCCUCCUCUCCUGCAGAGCCAAGAGAAGCAAGAGGGUGAUGACGUUUGCAGGGGAGAUGACAGGCACUACAUUUUAAAGAGCUACUUACUGUAUUUUUCUACUAUUCUAUUAUUAUAUAAGGCAAAAUGUAAGAACCACAACUACAAAACAACAAUAGCAAUAUUUAAAGUGGUUGUAGAUAAUAAGGAUAUUUUUUUAUAUUUGUCAUAUAUUUGACCUUACUAGAGAAGUUAAUUAUUGUCAUAUUGUCCUAACCACAGAAAGUAUUAGUGAAGGUGGAAAAGCUACACCAGUCUUUACUUAGGGAGAGCAAUAAAUAAGACAUGAAGUGAAAGGGUUAAAAAAAAACUGUAGUAAGGUGUGUUAUCAUUUAUUAUUCAUGAAAAAUACAUCCCUUCAUAUUUUGUAUGUGUUGCAUUAAAUUGUAUUUAAAUGUUGUAGCUGGUCUAACAACUGACUUGAGACAAUGCAAUUACCGACCACUAUAUUUCAAACACAGCAGAUUUCAUCCACAAA